AUGGAUACAGUUCUCGUGAAGCUUGUGGAUAGAAGCCAUCUUGAUGUUGAGCAUGAUCCUCUUCAUGUAAGCCCUUCUUUCUGUGUGGAAGACCUCGAGCGUUAUCUAAGAUCUGUGCUUAGUGGAGAUGGAGGCUAUAGAUUCUAUAUAGAAGGGCGGUUACUUGAAGGAUGUCUUCAGAAGGAGAUAGAGGAAAGGGGACUGGAGGUUGAGAGGGGGGUGAUCAUUGAAUAUGAGGUUGAUGGCCAUUGUACACCCGAUGCCACCGUGGAGGUCGAAGACUCAAUAUCGUUUCUGAAUGUGGUGAAAAACGAUAUUUGGGAAAUAUGGUGUGGAACCUAUGGAGGUAGACUGCAGAUCUAUGCCUACCAAGACGGUUCAAUUGUGCUGAAGAAAGCAACUGAAUACAAAAAGGUCCGAGGAGUUGCCCGUGGAGAUAGACUCUAUAUCUACAAUUCUGAUGGAGAGGUUUUGUCACUCAGAUCAGGGGCUGUUCUGUUCAAGGUGAAUGGUGAAAUCACAUGCUCUGCCUCUUCCUGUAGUAUUGUUUCUGUUGGGACCCAUGAGGGGGAAUGCUACGUGUUCAAAGGAAGACUCAUGAAAGUACAUAAGUUUAAAGCAUGUAUAUCGGUAACAAUUAUAGAUAAAGACGAGGUGAUGUUUGUAUGUAUGGACGGAAGCAUGGGGGUCUUUGAAACGUCUACAAAUGCAUUCAGAACAAAAGACUUUGGUUAUAACAUAACCUCAGGAGACGCAAGAGGAAAUGAAAGAGUAUUUGGGACGUCAUGCUCGGGGCUGAUUGUGGAGAGCAAAGACCAUUCGACUUUUGUUCCUACAAAUAUCAGGUUUAGUAACAAAGUAUUGAUGUACAACAGUUGUGUAGUUGCUCAGGCAUCUCAGCACACAAUAUCAGUUAUAAACGCUAAGAACUCGCAAGAGUUGAGGAGAAUCUCCACAGAAGGGUACAUUUCGGACAUUGGAUGGGCAGGAAAUCUUCUAGUUGUAGGCGUUGGAUCUAACUUACAAGGGUAUAUUAUACAUAACUUGGGCGGGAACUUUUAG
Encephalitozoon romaleae SJ-2008 is the source of this 1062-nucleotide messenger RNA. RefSeq lists its product as hypothetical. Bases 1 to 1062 code for a protein of 353 amino acids. The record is from RefSeq and is a predicted model, not a curated record. Lineage: Eukaryota; Fungi; Microsporidia; Unikaryonidae. The transcript has a single exon. Gene Ontology annotation, molecular function: protein binding.